Linum tenue is the source of this 1383-nucleotide messenger RNA. NCBI's taxonomy places the organism in Eukaryota, Viridiplantae, Streptophyta, Magnoliopsida, Malpighiales, Linaceae. The record is from the annotation of a GenBank genome assembly.
AUGAAGAGAGAUGUUUGGGUGAAUUUGGAGAACUUACUACUGAAUGAGUGCGUGAGAUCUUUCUGCAAGGCUGGGAAUUUGAAGCGAGCGGAGACGGUGAUUAUCGAUGGGAUUAGACUGGGAGUUCUCCCGGAUGUGGUUACUUUCAAUACCUUAAUCAAUGGCUACGGUCGUCUAGUUAGCAUCGAGGCUGCCUAUGCUGUUCUGGGUAGAAUGGAAGAAGCCGGGAUGGAACCCGAUGUGGUGUCUUACAAUUCUUUGAUUGCGUGUGCUGCCAGGCGGCGCUUGUUCGACAAUGCAUUCCAACUGUUCGACGAGAUGCUUGAGAGAAACGUAACCCCGGAUGUUUGGAGCUUCAACACUUUGAUGCACUGUUUCUUUGAGCUGAGGCAGCCGGUUGAAGCUUAUCAGAUGUUGAACAAUAUCAAUUCACUAGGUAUGACACCCGUUCCUGCUACUUAUAACAUUUUGAUUAAUGGUCUCUGCAAGAAUGGGUAUGCUAGUAAGGCACUUGGUCUGUUCCGGUACUUGAAGGAACAUGGGUUUGAUCCCGAUGUGGUUACUUAUAAUGUUCUCAUUGAUGGGUUGUGUAAAGCUGGGAAAUUGGGUGCUGCUAGAAGGGCCCUCCGGGAAUGCGAGGCUUCUGGACAAGUUGCCAAUGCUGUAACUUAUACUACGAUGAUGAAAUGUUGGUUUAAGUCUAAAAAAUUGAAUCAAGGACUUAGGGUGUUGGACGAGAUGAGAAGUAAAGGGUACACUUAUGACGGGUUUGGGUAUUGUACAGCACUUGGAGCUCUGCUCAAGCUUGGUAGAAUUGAACAAGCAGCUUCAUUCAGAGAAGAGAUGAUAACGAAUGGUAUUGAGCUUGAUUUAGUGUCAUACAAUACGCUAAUGAAUCUCUCAUGUAAAGAAGGAAAGUUGGAUGAAGCUGAUAAUUGGAUUGAUGAAAUGGGGAAAAAAGGUUUGGAAUUUGAUAAUUACACAAAUACCAUAAUUGUGGAUGGAUUGCGUAAGGCUGGCAACAUUGAGGCGGCUCGACAACACUUGAUGACUAUGAGUAUCAGCGGUGUUGAUUCCACCUCUGCUGCCACAAACUCUGUUAUUGACGGCUUAGGUAAAGCUGGCAAGUUUGAUCUUGCCUGGAGAAUGACUGAGUCGAUGGAGGGGAGAGAUUCAUUUACGUACUCGUCAUUGGUUUACAACCUUUCCAAGGCUGGAAGGCUGGGCUGUGCAAAAGAGCUAUUGCUCUCUUGUGCAAGAGAAGGGAUUAGAAUACUCCCCGCAGCUAAGCAAGCUGUUCUCAAUGGCCUCCAGCGUGCUGGUUUUGAAGCAGAUGCAAGGAAGCUUAGGAAGGCAAUUCGUUAUUUUCAGAUGAUAAAAUAA